Molecule: messenger RNA, 1098 nt
Organism: Rhizophagus irregularis DAOM 181602=DAOM 197198
Lineage: Eukaryota; Fungi; Glomeromycota; Glomeromycetes; Glomerales; Glomeraceae
Source: RefSeq, a predicted model, not a curated record
AAGAAACAAGCAUAUAAAAUAAGUAAAUGUGAGUUAAAAGAAAUUAAUAGCUAUAAAAAAGGUCAUCUGGAAUUUGAAUCAAAAGAAGAUUGGAUGAAAAAAACAAAUUUAUUUUUUGAUGUCGACGGGAUUAACGUAACGAAUUUUGUAAAAUUAGGAUUAUCGAUUGGAAGUUUACGAGAUAAAAGUUUUAAUAAAGAAGUUAUGUCAACUUAUCAAUAUACAGAAAUUGGUAAAGUAUCAUUGAAAUUCAACAAAGCGGAUUUAAAAUUAACUGAAGAAUUUGAAAAUGAUGUGAUUGAUGCUAUAAAAUCUAAAAAUCCUGGAGAAAGAUUUAGGAAAAUUGCCGAAGAUUAUGGUCAACUCAUUCCAACUGAAAUUAUUUUAGGAGGAAGAGUUUAUAUUAAUGAUGUUAAAAAGUCAUCUAUCAGUUCAACAGAUAUCUCUAAUAACGCUACUGGAAAUAUAGGUUUCGGAUCUUCAAAUGCAAAAGUUGGGUUUAAUUUUAAUAAUUCAGAAACAACUUUGAAAUUUUAUAAUUCCAAUAAUAUAAAAUUACUUGGAGGAAGUCAUCCUGAAAGUGAAAAUUUUGAUAGUGAAUAUUGGAUAAAAUCUUUAAAAGAUUAUCAAUAUUGGGAAUGUAUUGAGUUUAGAAAUCCCAUUAGUACUUUUCAGCUCUUAUCUAAUGAUUUACGUAAUCAAACCUUUAAAUCUAUUGGAAAGAGGAUCCUUCAUACUAGUACUGAGGAUUGUGUUUAUCAUUUAAAUGAAUAUGGAAGGCAUAAUGUUUUUGAAUUAAAGAAUAUUUCACAAGAUAUUUCAGAAAUCAUUUACGAUGAAGAAGCUGAUUGUGAUGUCUUCGCAUCAGUUUAUGAAGCUAAUGAAAAUUCAAAAAAUGUUUUUUUUAAUUGUCAAAUUUUAAGAGAACCAAGUGCAAAACCAAGUAUUAUAAUUCAUGGUAUCCAAAAUAAAUUUAAGCAAUGUAAAUAUAACUUGAAAGUUAGGAUAAUGUUUAUUGGAUAUGAUAUAAAUUUUAAUUUUAUACUACCAGAUACUAUUGGUGUCGAAUUAAUAAAAAAUUAUACCAUUACAACAUAA